Myripristis murdjan (pinecone soldierfish) is the source of this 2940-nucleotide messenger RNA. RefSeq names its product ADP-ribosylation factor 3. The coding region runs from base 199 to 744 and encodes 181 amino acids. NCBI's taxonomy places the organism in Eukaryota, Metazoa, Chordata, Actinopteri, Holocentriformes, Holocentridae. Gene Ontology annotation, molecular function: GTP binding; GTPase activity. The record is from RefSeq and is a predicted model, not a curated record. The transcript has 5 exons.
AAGUGAGGGUGCUGGCACAACCAUCAACCCCCGAAAAUAUGUAGGCUAUAGCGCUUGAGAAAACGUCGUGUGUGAUGACCCUCCAUCCUCGUACAUUCCUGAUAUUUAACUGGACAACCAAGACUUUAGACUUGGCUGAAAGGCAUUAAAUAUCCCGACUGUAGCUGCACUCCAAGGCUGAAGAACCUCAUCUGAAUCAUGGGGAACAUUUUUGGGAAUUUGCUGAAGAGCCUUAUAGGAAAGAAGGAGAUGAGGAUUUUAAUGGUGGGGCUCGACGCUGCGGGAAAAACUACAAUCCUUUACAAACUCAAACUGGGUGAAAUAGUCACUACAAUCCCAACCAUUGGGUUCAAUGUGGAGACAGUGGAAUACAAGAACAUCAGCUUCACUGUGUGGGACGUGGGUGGGCAAGACAAGAUCCGUCCCCUGUGGAGACACUACUUCCAGAACACACAGGGUCUUAUUUUUGUGGUGGACAGUAACGAUAGGGAGCGCGUCAAUGAAGCAAGGGAGGAGCUGAUGAGGAUGCUGGCCGAGGAUGAGCUGAGAGAUGCAGUGCUCCUUGUGUUCGCCAAUAAGCAGGACUUGCCGAACGCCAUGAAUGCUGCUGAGAUCACAGACAAGUUGGGGUUACACUCCCUGCGCCACCGUAACUGGUACAUCCAGGCCACCUGCGCCACCAGCGGUGACGGCCUCUAUGAGGGUCUUGAUUGGCUGGCCAAUCAACUCAAGAACAAGAAGUAAGAAGAGAAUCGGGAGAACCAACAGGGCUCCCCACCGGCAUUUAUUUUUCAUUUUUUAAAUUUUUGUUUUUUAUUUGGCGGGGGGGGAGGGGUGAAAGGGGUUUUGGUUGAUAGGUGCAAGGUAAGAUCAUCAGGGUUUGGGGGAGACUUUACUUUGUUGUUUUUCUGUCUGUUGAAGUUCUUAAUAGUUUUCAGUGCUUAUUGAAAACAGAUUCUCAUGUAUUUCAUGUUUAACCACAUACACACAUACACACUAACCGUAAGCAAUCACAGCAGACACUUGCUUUCCCUGUGUCCACCUCUCGUCAGAGGGUGAAAUGUAUGUUAGUCUCUAGGUGCUGUAACUAGUCAAGUGUGACUCCACUGAGUCAGCAGUGAGUCAAAUAGGACUUUUUGUUGACUAUGUAUUUUCAUUUGUCAGUAACUACUUGUCCAUACUGAGAGCUGUUCUGUGUCAGUUGCACUUCCUGUUUUUCUUCUUCCCCAUGAGGUAACAGAAACUUGUUUGAGAACAAUCACAGUUGGCAGAUUCUUGUCACCUUAAGCUUAAAUCUUUUGCUCUUCUCUUUUUUUAAUUUUUAAAUUUUUUUUUUUAUUUUUUGCCAGCAACGGUGAGGCACUUUGAUACUCACAUGAUGAUGUGUGUGUUUGUAUGUGUAUGUGUAUGUAUGUGUGUGUGUGUUUGUAUGUGUGUGCAUGAGCAGCCUAAUCAAUAUUAAACACAAAACACAGCUCUGUCUCAAAAACAGAAAGUGAAAUAACAUUGUAUUUUCCCAUUGCGCAUCCUCUUACUGCCUCCUGUUUUGCUAAUCUUUUGAUAUAUAUUGUUUGAUUCUCCCUGUAUGGUGAGAUCAAGCACAGGAGACUAUCUUUUUCAAUAUGUAAACAUAGCCUUUUCAUGGCUGCCUGAAGCGCACGUGUCUUGUUUACUCCACACAGUAGCUGUCAUCGCCGCUGUCGCACACUGCUCCAUCCUCUGAGCUGCAUGGAUGUUGGCGCUGUAGUUGAAAACCUGCUCGUAGAUUUCGAUGGUGUUCUGGAGCUUUCUAUAGUUGGAUGCAGAAACUAACCAAACCACAGAUUUCUGCUCUCCUGUGCUAAAUAUAGUCAGCUUUACAACAUGGUCUCUGAUGUCAGCAUGCACAUCUGCACAUGACGUACAGAUGUGCAUGCAGGGAUGUGUGUCACUUGUCUGCCUUGUGUGUCCAUGUGAGCAAUCAAACUGCAUCAGGUUGCUCUCACUUGUGUGUUUGAGUCUCAAACUUUGAGUUGCAUAUCGGGAUGAUUUUAAAUUUUUUUUUUUUUUCUCGGUCUAAGCUGAUGGCUGUUUAUUAUUGAAUGUGAAUAUUGUUGAUGAAUCUAUAAUGGCUGUAAUGAUAUUUAUUUGACAUACAUAUUCCUUUCUUUCAGUUGUGUCCCGGCAUUGAUUAUUUUUGAAAGCAAGCAGGGUCGGCAAAUCAGUAUCUUGCUGUUGUGUUUUGCAGAGAUUCAUCAGCACAUCAAAAACUCACUUAAAAACAACCAACAAGUUGCUCUGUCACCACUAAUACCAGCAGAUAUCUAGAUAUUUCUGACAAUAAAAGUAUUACUUUGUGCCAUACAUGGGUACUGUUACUCAUCUAGUAGAGCACUUGUUACAGUAGAAGAUAAUAACCACCAUACAUACUAAUCAGUGCAUCAUUUCUAUUCAGCAUCUAUUGUACGUUUAAUCAGUUGAGUUUGUGGCCUUAUAUUUUGUCAUGUAAAAAAUUAUACUGUACUUCAAGCCAAUUUACAUCAACCAGUUUCAUUUUGAUUUAAAUCACAUAUAUUUAUCUAUAAAGAAUGAUUUACAUACAGUAUUUAUUUCUCUAUGCCCUCAAAAGGCAGGUUUUGCGCCACAGUUCAAGAUGAGUAGACAAAGGUUUUGUCCUAGUAUCUUUUGUUUUGCAAGUAUACUUGAUUCAUAUUUUGUGGUAAAAAAUUUUUUUGUGUGUUUUGGGGUGGAAAAAAAAACUUUGAUGUAGACUGUGUCUGUGAAACAAUGAUAAUCAGUGCGACAAAAUAUAUACUUCUUGAUGAUUCAUUCUGUACUGUUCUAGUUACACGAGUAGAUUUAAAAUGGUGAAGACCAUGUUUCAAUGCUGAAUGCAUGGGCACACCUGUAUGUGAUGUAAGAAAAAAUCCGGCUGUAUUAAAAAUAAACCCAUUUUCUGUA